Molecule: messenger RNA, 1419 nt
Organism: Aspergillus ochraceoroseus IBT 24754
Lineage: Eukaryota; Fungi; Ascomycota; Eurotiomycetes; Eurotiales; Aspergillaceae
Exons: 4
Coding region: 1-1419 (472 amino acids)
Source: RefSeq, a predicted model, not a curated record
AUGCAGCGCGAGCUGCCGCUUCUCCAUGGACAAAUCAGUCUCUCCACGGCCCUAGUCGACGAUGACAAUGUCCUCCAAGAGCUCUCCUAUCCCGAUCAGCGAUUCGAGUUCUAUACAUGCCAUGUCGGGGAAGUCAAAGAGUGGAUGACCGGGAGCUUCAACGUAUGCAUACUAGUUGACAUUGAUGGGCAGGACGACAAUGCACCCAAACGGGUUCUCAUCAGGUUUCCUUUGCCCUACAAGGUAGGGGAAAUUCAACAUCCGGGCAACGCCGACGAGAAGCUUCGCUGCGAGGCUGCAACCUUUAUCUGGAUUCGGCAGAACUGUCCUUCUAUACCAAUGCCUCGAUUGUGGGGCUUCGCGUUUGCACAAGGCCCGUGUUUUACCGCGAUUCAGCAGACCCCCGUCUUCAGCCGACUGCAAUGGUAUUUUCGCCGUGUAGUUUCCACCGAUACGGUGAUGCUUUCUGAAUCUUGGGAUAAGUUACGCCACGAUCAAAAACGCAGAACCAACCUUUUUCGCGGGUUGAGUCAAAUCAUCUUAUCCUUAUCUCAGUCUCCUUUCGACCGCAUCGGAUCUCUAACAAUCGAUAAUCAAGGGACUAUAAAACAUACCAAUCGCCCCCUAACGCUUCGCCUCCACCAUCUCGAAAACGAGUCCGUCCCCACCAACAUGGACAGGGACCUUACAUAUUCAACAAGCGACAGCUACUUUAUGGACAUGCUAUCCUAUCACGACAGUCGGUUGCGCCACGCCCCGAAUUCAAUACGGGACAAGGCCGAUGGCGAAGCACAGCUGUCAACCCUGACCAUCAUGCGAGCUCUGUUGCCACAUUUCUCCCACCGCGAUUACCGGCGUGGGCCCUUUAUUAUGACCUUGACGGAUCUACAUCAAAGUAACCUCUUUGUCGACAGUGACUGGAACAUCAAGUCGCUCGUCGAUCUCGAGUGGACAUGUUCACUACCGGUUGAGAUGCUCCAUCCGCCCUACUGGCUCACUAGUCGUGGGGUGGACCAGUUAUAUAAAGGAGGGCAUCUCGAUGCUUUCAGCGAAAUUCAUGCCGAAUUCAUGAAUGUCUUCGAGGAGGAAGAACAAGCUCGUUCUCGAGUGUGGGGUAAAGCCAUCGGUCUCACAAGUAUCAUGAGGAAAGGCUGGGAAAUGGGGAAUUUCUGGUAUUUCCACGCCCUUGAAACCCCCAAAGGUUUAUAUAAUAUCUUCCUAGAGCACAUACAACCAAGGUUCUCGAAACUGGAUGACGCAGGGAUGGUGGAGUUUGAACGGACCAUCUCGCCAUAUUGGGCACCGGACAUCCAAAAAUUCCUUGAUGACAAGAUGAAGGAUAAAGAGAUAUACGAAGGUCAUCUUCGUGCUGCCUUCACAAGAAGAACCAUUAACUCUGGGCCACCUGCUGCGAGUUGA